CGAACAGCUAUGCGCUCUCUCUCUCUCUCUUACUUUCGCGUACCAUCUGUGAGGAGGAGCGGUAGUCAAACAAGAGGGUUUUGGAGAAGAUGAUGACCACAAAAGCAAUACUCUGCUUUUUCGUGCUCUUCUUCUCUACCUCCCAUGGCCAAUCUAUCAUUCGUCAGCCAAUACCUCUACAACAAUCCUUCAACAUCAACAAAACCCAUGGCGGAUCUAUCAUUCGUCUGCCUCUACCUUUAUCUUCCUUUAACAUCAACAAAACCCAGAGCUCUUCGGACUGUUCUUACACGGUGACCAUAACGACGAGCUGUUCUUCACCGAAGUACACUAGAGAUCAGAUCAGUCUCUCUUUUGGCGAUUCUUAUGGCUAUCAGGUAUAUGCAGCGAGGCUAGAUGAUCCAUCAUCGGGGGCGUUCGAGCGGUGUUCGGUGGACACGUACGAGAUAACAGGGCCGUGUCUGUACGAGGUGUGUUAUUUGUACCUGUACAGGAGUGGAUACGAUGGUUGGAUACCUGAUACCGUAGAGGUCUACGGUUAUUACACUGGCUCUGUUACCUUUUACUACCAAACUUCCAUUCCCAACGAUGUUUGGUACGGUUUUAACUACUGCAACGGUGCUUCCUCCUCCACGUCUGUCGGAGCUAUGAGGUUGUUUGGACACCUGUUUCAGGUUUUGUUUUGUUUUGCCUGCUGGAAAGGCUUGUUUGGUUCCAUGUAAUAAUUAUAAGUCCAUCUUAGUUGCAUGUCUUUGCCACUGCCAGAUUAUAUGGACAAUAUUAUAUGGUGGUGGCUAUGAUU
Molecule: messenger RNA, 802 nt
Organism: Camellia sinensis
Lineage: Eukaryota; Viridiplantae; Streptophyta; Magnoliopsida; Ericales; Theaceae
Source: RefSeq, a predicted model, not a curated record